AUGUUUAUUGGUGGACCUUGUUAUAAACCUGAUAAUCAAAUUGUAUGUCGGUUCAACAAGACUAUUGAGGCUGCCGCUGUGUAUAUCAGUCCAGAACAAGCAUAUUGUAUCACUCCUCCAUUAUAUGUUGUUGGUCGCAUCCCAGUUGAGUUGUCAUUGGACGGUGGUGCAACAUUUAACUAUUCUGGCACCUUUCGAUCAAGUGAGUUACAUUUUUUAUUCGAUUUAAUUUGCAUACAAUAUGAGGAAAUUUUUUAGUACAAAAUCUGAUAGUGAUCGAGGACUAGAUCAACAAAUUACAUACAAUGAAUGGGAAGUCAUUUUAAUUGCGGAUCUUCUUGGCCUCGUAAUAUUAAUAUUUUAAAAUGUCGAACAGGGAUGCAUGCUGCAUGUAUGCUGUCCAUAAUUUGAUAAGUUACUUUGACCCAUUCCAUUUUACCAUUUUGUUAUAUACGGUAUAAUGCAUGUCCUAAGGAUUUGUAAGGCUUUGCCCACAAAAGUCAUAUGUAUUUCUGGCGACGACAGGUAUUUAAUAAAAAGAAUACAAUUAUGCAUGAUUUUUGUUUUAGUUCCUUUAGGUAGAAACCCUCCAGAUGUAGAUGGGUUAGAAGUGGAACAUUGGGCAAACUCGACCACAACGGUGUUAACCUGGAAUCAAAAUGCGCUCAACGAGUCACACGUAGACAUUGAAAUAUCUCUGUUUGAUACCUUUGAGUUCCGUAUUCAUCAAGCUAAUUUAGCUAGCUUUAGAGAUGUCCCUAACUCUGGGAGCUACCAUCUUGAUUUCAGCAUGGAAAAUAUUAUUUCGUUGUAA
Molecule: messenger RNA, 814 nt
Organism: Paramuricea clavata
Lineage: Eukaryota; Metazoa; Cnidaria; Anthozoa; Malacalcyonacea; Plexauridae
Source: the annotation of a GenBank genome assembly